AAACUCAAAAAAGCGGCCCUUUUCGUAGCGGUCGUUUCAUUGUUUACCGAUCCGCCAUUUCUCAAACAACGGAAUUAGAUUUUCUGUCGUAUUGUUUUUCCCUUCCUGUGUGCUGUAUUUCUGCCAAUAAUUAUGUGGUCCUGUGUUGAGCCCGUUUCAUCGAUCGACGAAUCCAUCGUGGGAGUGUUUUGUACCAGCGGGCUGCUGCGAAUCUCUAGCAAGCAAACGGUCCUGAAAACGCCCGCCAUUAAUGGCAUCCUGCAAAACAACCGGCUGGUGAUAUCGAUCGAUAAUGCGCUGAUACUGUACGAAGAUGAAAAGCGCUGCAACCAAGGGAAGUUUGUGGACGCUGGCUACGCGGUCGAGGUGAUUGCCGUUUCAGCGAGUGGAAACAUCGUCGUGUGUGGCCUGUCGAAUGGUACCAUCGCGGUGCUACACAUCUCGGGCGUCAUUGUGCUUACAUUAGAGGUGCAGCAGUCCGAGUCACCCAGUGGAGAGCCCACAUUCGCCGGCAUAUUCGAUGAAGGCAAUGGACGGUACCUGUUUCACACCGCGAAGGGUUUGCUGUACCGGCUCACGCUGGACGAGGCCAAAAUUGCCGAAUGCAUUGAAUCCGGGGGCAAUCCACCGGAGACAAAGAUCGCUCAGUACGCGCAGUACGAAAGGCUGAUCGGGAAGCAGUUCCAGGACCCGAUCGUGUGCUUCUCUCCGAUCCGGCAGUACAGCAUCGGCCAAGAGUCUUCCAUUCCGCUGAUUGCGGCUGCCAGCAAGCAAACGAUGUACUUCUACCGCGAGGGCAACGUCGAGAUCGUCCCCCUCAAGCCGGAAUACGAUGGAGUGAAGAAAAUAUUUACACUCAUGAACUGCAAAUACGCGUUGACUUACAGUGGCCAACUGUUUGAAAUAUGCCCACUGACGAAGCUGAUGUCGGAACUGCCGUGCACUUUCCGCAUCGAUGAGCUGGUGGUGCUCGAAGCGAAUGGAGAAAUUUUCGAACUGCUCAUCACAACCAAACCGGACAGCAACGGAAAGAUUCUGAUGAAGAUCGUUAGCUUUCCAACGAUGGAAAUACGCCAAGAAAUGGAAAUGUCCGAGCACACGUGGUUGGUGCAGCAGCCGAAAAACUCGGCCAACAUCUACUACAUCGCCGGGCUGACACACAAAGAACCGAUCGUGCAAGAGUUUGAACUGAAAAUACUGUCCGAAACGGAUCCCUUCCUGCGUCUGGUGAAGUUGAUCAAAAUCGGACGGCUUGAUGAAGCGGAAGAGUUUGCCAAACAGUUCGACCUGGACGUACAGUUGGUGCAUCAGGCACGCGUAAAGCAACUGCUCGACGGGCUCAGUUCAUCCCAGAACGCGGAAGAAUCGUUCGGUCGGCUGAUGAAGGUCCUGGGAGACGUGAACGAUGCCACGUUUCUUACCUCCAUUCGUGACGCUAGCAUCGCUGAUAGGAACAUGAAGAAACGCUAUUUACAGUUCCUGCUGGCUAAAGUUUCGGCGGCAAAGGACGUGGAAAUGGACUCCGUAAUCGACAUCAACGAGCGGCUGCUGCGCAUGGAAACGCUCAAGCUGAUCGAUCCGUACGAAAUCGACCCGGACUGGCAGCAGUUUGUGUACCACGACAAUUUGCUCCAGCUGUGCACCGAACUGUUCCAGAAGGAUAUGGACGCCGCCUGUCUGAUUUGGUCGCGGCACAUUGCCUGCAUCCUGCCCCAGCUGGACGAUGCGAAGGUGGCCAUCCUGCUGCGUGCCAUCCCGAAGGAAACGUCCCCGCUGCACGUCGUCCAGUGGUUGAUGCACUUCGUCGGUCCCAUCCUGCACCAUCAGCCGCAGCUGAUGCAUCUGCUGGUGCAGUUUAUUGUGUCGCGCGCCAAGUCUUUCCAGAAGCUAGCGGCGUGGCCCACGAUCGGGCUGACCUUUCUCGAGGAUGUGAUCAAGCUGCUGCAGGAGGUGAAGUUUCCGCUGAUCGAUCUGCGCCUCCAGUACGACAGCAACAUGGAGGAGCUGCAGCGUAUGGCGCGGGCGCUGCGCGAUCUGGUCACGCUCAAGCAGCAGUUCAAUCUGCAGGCCAGCCUGGACUGCUACAUGCAGGAGGAUGUGGAAAACACUGCCUUCCGGUUGCUGCAGAUUACGCCGCUGAAUCUGCUUGCCCGCAUCGUGACGGAGUUUCUGUGCAAGUUUUUCAUCGGCAAGGAGCAUCGGCUGUACGAGCAGAUCGUGUGCUACGUGAAGUUUCUGAUCGCCAACCAGCACAACAGCUUCUGGGACCAGCGGUGCGUGACGCUGGUGGAGCUGCUGUACGACGAGCAGCAGCAGCUGGAAACGGUGCUCGCCAUUCUGCGGGCCGCUCCCGUACCGUGGUCGCCCGCGAUCGCUUCCCUGAUGCGGUACGCGGCCAGCGAUCUGCCGAUCGCGUCCAGCCUAGCGAUCGAGCGGAACACGCAGAUCAUCAAGUGUCUGAAGGUAAAGUAUGGCUGGAGUCUGAAGGCGCCGUUCAACAACCGGCUGCUGGUGCAGCGCAUCCUGAAGCUGCACCUGCCCGAGAUGCUUGCCGACAUUGAGGCGAUCGUGAAAACCGACGGCGGGUUGGCGUUCACCACGGACGUUAGUGUGAUUUUGAAGCUGGCCGAGUACGGUGACGUCAUUGCAGCGGCCCAAUAUCUCGAUGGAUUGGAUAAACAGCGGCAGGAGCAGUGUUGCCGGAGUAGCAUUUCAAUAAUGAUUCGUAUUAUCGACGGAGGAAAGAUGUCAAAGGAAAUGACGAUGGCUUACCUGGAAGCACUGCCCAUGCUGAAGCGCCGCGCAAACAAUGAACAGCAAAAGGCUAUCCAACAGAUCGUGAACAUCAUUCAGUUGCGUACCGAGUUUGGACUAUCCGUUACCUGUCGCAGCUUCAGCAAUGCCACCGACCGUAACGGGCUGCUGCUCAGCGGCAUUCGAUACAUUCUCGACAAGCUGCAGCACCAGCGUGACCAAUUUCUCGACCUGCUGCUGGGUGCAUUGCGUCGCCUUUCCUCCCUGCUGGACGUAACGUUGCUCGACUGCUUGUACGAAACUAUGUUGCUGCUGAAAAACGUGCACGUAAGCUGUCUUCUAGCCGGGCAGGUCACCGAACUGGCCGACCUGCGCAAACCGGGCACAUUCCCGGCGGUGCAUCGUAUCGUUUCGUUGCUGCUCGUACAGCAAAUACAGUGUGCGCGAGCGGAUGAUUGCAGUACCACCGGCUGGCUGGAGGAUGCAUUCACGUUUCCCGUCUGCCGCGAGCUGCUUUAUCAAACGGCAACGGACUGCCCGAAGGAAGCCGCCAUCCGGUUGGAGCUGUUGCGUUGGAUUCAGCUCGCCGUACGGCACUACCCGGCAGGCAUUGGGGAGGAAUUAUCCCGGCGUACAACUAUUUCCGAGACUGUGUUUAGCGCAAUGUACGAACAGCUUGCCGAGGAAAAAGGGACGGAAGGAAGCAAUGGCACCAACGAAAAGCCAUUGGCGAAAGAUCUGAAGCGUGAAUCGCUCUCGACGUUCGACGUAGUGAACGAUGAUUUUGAUCAGGUCAGCCUGCCGAGAAAUCGACACGCCCAGGAGCAGGAAACGAUCGUGCAGUGUGUUGGGCAGGCGCUGCAGAUGGUGCUGUCGCGUGUGAAGGGAGAGGCCCGUACGAAUGGCACCUUUGCCCACCUGGUCGCACUGAUGGGCCCGCUGAAUGAGGUCGAGGUGUCGACCGCUUUCCAGCGCAGUCUGGACGGGUUGAUUCGCGCCAAGCAGUAUCCACCGGCAAUCGGUAUCGUGCAUCUGCUGCGAUCGUACCAGCCGACCGUGGGGCUGCUUAUUCCCGCUCCGUACGCGGAGAACGUUGCGCGCAAGGCGAUCAAGUACAUGCUUUCUCAAAAGGAGCCCAACUAUAGCAGUGCCAUCAUGACGCUCUUCACGUGUGAGAACCGCGAAACCUGCCUGGAGUAUUUGCGCACCAACAUGACAAACGAAUCGCAACGCAUCGCGCUCCAUACGAUGCUGGAAUUCUACUACUUCACGAUCGGGCAGGAAGCGAAGGCGGUGGAGGAGCGCAACCAGCGGCUGCGCUACACACUGUUCCACGAGCUGUGCAAGUUGGACCCCUCGCUCAAGGCGAAGAAGUCCUUCAUCUUCCACUCGCAGUCCGACCUGAUGAAGGAGCUCAAGCACAAGGUGAUCAACGUGGAGCUGCUGCGCAAGAUGAGCGACGCGUUCAGCUGGGACUACCAGCAGAUGCUCGUCUCGCAGGUCAUCACGCUGCUCGGCCAGCAGGAGCUGUCGUUCACCGUGCGCGCCGGCAUGUACGGGCAGGAGGAGAUCGUAAUCAACGAAACGGCCGACGCGAUGCUGGCGCUGGUGCAACCGUACCUGGCCGAGAUCGACAACGAGCUGCUGCUCUGCUCCAAGCUCACCAAGUACAUGGAGCAGGCGAACGGCUACUUCUACGAGCAGUUCUUCUGCAUCUUCGACAUCCUUGCGCAGUACGGCGAGACGAAGGACGACGUCGUGGCGUGGGGCCACAUACUGACCUACAUGAAGAAUCAGCUGACCGGGCGGCGCCGCCAGCGUCCCGGGCAGGCCGAGCUGGAGGCCUGGAUGCGGGUGCACUCCGAUGGCGACAUGCUGCCGGAAAUUGCCAAGUACCGGUACCCGUUCAUGCUGAUUCUGCGCCAACCGCUCAAGACGCUGCUGAAGGAGGACAUUACGGUCGAGAACUACCACAAGCUGCUGGUGCUGGUGUCGAUGAAGGCGACCGCGGAAGGGCUGGACUGUCGCGAGAUGAACGACUACUUCUGCCGCUCGGCCGUCAUCAACUCGAUCAACGAGUACAAGAUACAGAACAGAGAAAAAUCGCCCCAUUCCGAAUGGCACCGGCAGUCGAAGAACAGAGCAUUCCUGCAGUCGAUACUUCGUAUCGUGGACAGUGUGUGGGAUCUGUCGACCAAGCUGUACAUCCUGUACUACAUCACCUGCAACGCGCUCGACGGGGACGAUCAGGUGAACGCCGCGUAUGCCUGCUAUGAGUUUGCCCGCAAGCACGAGUCGAGCCUGAGCGGCAUUCCGGAGGCGAAGGACAAGAUCGAGAAGAUCUACCGCAAGUAUCCGGUGCUGAAAACGCAGCAACUGUUACAGCAGAACGGUGUCACAGACGAGAAGCAGUUCCAGCUGGUGAAGAACCCGCAGGAGCUCAUCCAGGCCCUGUACACCGAGUCCUGCUUCCAGACGGUGAAGGUGAACGAGCUCGCGACCACCAUCGGCGAGCUGCACGGGCUCGACGUGGAGGCCAUCCAGAUGGGGCUGCUGCAGAAGUGGCUCACCAUGUUCGGCGGUUCGGGCAUGGUGGCGGCCGCAGCAUCGGCAGCCGACGGUUUCCACAACGGUAGCGGCAUGCUGGAGGAAACGCUGUACGACGAUCACAACGUGUCCGACGCGAGCCAGGAGGACGAAUCGAACGUGCACGAGUGUAUGGCGCGGGCGUACUACAUCCUGAGCAGCUGGCAGCGCUCCAAGAGCGUCGAGUUCCUGGUGGCCGAACUCAACUCCAGCCUCGACGCGUCGCACGGCGCGUCGGACGUCAGCAAGCAGCUGCAGAUCUACCAGUGCUUCAGCCGGCUGGCCGACGACAACUGUACCACGUACCGGGAGUUCUUCACCCAGCGCCGGUACGUGGCGCUCAAGUGUGUCCAUCUGCUGAAGGCACUCGGCCUGCACACGAUCUCGGUCGCCCGGUUCGAGGAGACGGACAAGAUGGCGCUGCUCAAGAUGCUUUGGCAGUCGCACGCGACCAACCCGAAGGGGCUCGAGGUGCUGUCGCUCAUCUGCAUCGGGUACGACAUCUACGUGCCCCAGAUUUGGAACGGCAUCCUGAAGCAGAUGUCCCGCCUGGGGUUGGUGGCGAAUCUGCGCGCCCUGAUCGAUAUCGUCACGGCGCACCGGCAGCUGUUCGGGCUCGAGGGCUACCGGAUGGCCUGGGAGCUGCUGAUCAAGCAACCGUUCCGCAGCGCCAACCGGGAACAGUCGCUCGCCGAGGAUGCGCUGCUCGCCCGCUCGCUCGUGAUGGUGCAAAAGUGUCCGAUCUCGUUCCGGCUGAACCUGCUCGAGAUUGCGGACGUCUGUGUGAACGUGAGCCGGAUCAGUAUGGCCGCGGUGCUGCUUGGAUUUACCGACGAGGAGCAGAGCGAGACGCUCAAGAAGCUGAUUGCCACCGUCCCUGUGCCGAACCUGCACGAACAAAUACGCGAGCUGGAAGAGUUCGGGCUGGCGUCCUCGAUUACGAAAGCGGUCUGCCGGGAGCUGCAAUCGCUCCCGUCCGACACCUCUGCCCCAUCGGCUGAGAAAAAAUGGCGUUCCAACUGAACUAACUUUACCGCGCGAUAUUACGCUAUUAACUUUUUUUUUUAAUAAAUUAACAUUAACGAUA
Anopheles gambiae (African malaria mosquito) is the source of this 6427-nucleotide messenger RNA. RefSeq names its product kinetochore-associated protein 1 (gene rod). Gene Ontology annotation, biological process: mitotic spindle assembly checkpoint signaling; mitotic sister chromatid segregation; protein localization to kinetochore involved in kinetochore assembly. Bases 133 to 6363 code for a protein of 2076 amino acids. The transcript has 10 exons. Lineage: Eukaryota; Metazoa; Arthropoda; Insecta; Diptera; Culicidae. Gene Ontology annotation, molecular function: small GTPase binding. Gene Ontology annotation, cellular component: RZZ complex; cytoplasm; kinetochore microtubule. The record is from RefSeq and is a predicted model, not a curated record.